AUGUCCGCCCCCGCCGUCGCAUGGCCCCCGCCGUCGCAUGACCCCCGCCGUCGGUUCCAGCUCACGAAUCGUGAGCAGGCCCUCCGGCUCCAUCUGGACUCCUACCGCCCAGCCCAAACGCAGCUCGCGCGCGGCGGCUUCGGCACGAUGCCCAUGCCAAUUCAGCGCCGCACCGCGCCUGACUCGGAGUGGGCGCCGCUGUACGCGAGCUUUGGCGAGAUACCGUACACGACGCUGCACCGCCGCAGGAAUUGGUGCGCGUACUGCGAACAGAAAGCCAUGCGCACGCUGCCGCGGUGGGUCGCGCAUGCGAGAGAAUUGGGGUAUGAGGGCGGGAAGAUGGUCUUUGUGAAUUACUAUCCAGACGCGCUGAUCGAAUGGGACGACGGGGAGAGGCGAUGGCGGUAUAUGGUGUCGCACCACCAUCGCUCGUUGGAUUUCUUUUGA
Molecule: messenger RNA, 447 nt
Organism: Punctularia strigosozonata HHB-11173 SS5
Lineage: Eukaryota; Fungi; Basidiomycota; Agaricomycetes; Corticiales; Punctulariaceae
Exons: 1
Coding region: 1-447 (148 amino acids)
Source: RefSeq, a predicted model, not a curated record